GCUGCUGCGGUGUAACACAAUCGCGAGCAUUACGAACAAUAUAAACGUAAACAAUGUACUUUAUAGUUACACCCGACAAGUUUUACCUUGGGUAUUUAAUUGCCUCCUGAAAUCUAAAUCUAAAUAAUUAUUUUUAAACUAUUAAUUUAAACCAAAAUCGUUAUAAGUGAGAACACUUAAAAAAGAAUUACAAUUAAAUAGCAAAUGCUUCUUGUUUGAAAAUUUCAAUAACAAAUAUUAAGACAAUUUUUCAAGCGUUUUCCUAUUAAUUUUUUGGUCUUACCGUGAUAUCGAAUCGUAAGAACGGGAUCAUCAUAAAACUCAAUAAGAAUUAGUUGAAACAUAAUACACAUUCACGAGCAUCUCUUUCGUUGCUGUAAUCUAUCCUUUAAUAUCUACUGCAUAAAAGCGUAAGAAAUUUGGAGCCGUAUGCGUAUAUUGGACUCGUCAACAAAAUGAUAAAUUGCUGGAAUUGUUGUUUUUGACACCACAUGCCAACAAGGCAUUUGAUAUCAAGGAUUUAGUGCUUUCACAAAUUGGUGAAAUCCGCAGUCCUCAACAAUGCUGUAAAUCUUUAAUAAAGACCAUUGGCAACGCGUUGGCGUUUCAGAGAGCCAUUCCGUUCAGGCGUGCUUCUCCAGUUUUAUUUCUUAAAUAUGUUUUAAGCCUGCGAAGUGAGGAAAACGAGCGUUCACUUGAAGCGACAGAUAAAGGGAUUGUUGCUCCAAUCUUUAAAAAACGAUGCACUGUUUUGUAAAUUUUUGCAUCGCAACAAUUCAACGCGUCUAAAAAAGCAAACUUGAUACCCAUAAAACACUGUACCAAAUAUAGGAAUGCCAUUUCAUAGAGGAAUCCGCACUUAGUGAUGCCCCUAAAAAUAUAACAUAAAGUAUUCGCAUGUUUGAACACUGGAGGACGAAACAACAAAAUUUACGUGUAUAAGAAAAAAGUGUGUUGCAAUUAAAGUUAUAUCAUAAGAAAUAAAAAGAAUAAUAUCCAUUAUUAUCCAUUAUACAUACAUUGAGAAUUCAAAAAAUUCAAAACUAAUAUGUGACGAAUCAUAUACAUACACAUCUAAUAAAAGAAGUUAAUAAAACGGAAGUUAAGAAAAAACAUAAAACAUGUUAUUAAAUAAUUUAAUAACAAUGAAAUUUCUAGCAUUUGUAAAAUAACAUUUUUUAAGUUAAUGUUUUUUAGCUAAGAGUUUAUGAGUUCUCCUCCAAAUUAUCGUAUUGUGUGGCCCCGAUCUUGACACUUCCUGCAUUCCUCCUGAUCUGACAGCUCCAUUUUAUAGGCGUGUGCCGCUACUAGGCUGUGACCAGUAAGAAUGCCAACCAUGGUCCUACAUCUUGGAAUGUAGAUUUCCUUGUACACGUCCACCACACCAGAAAACCGUAGAACAGAAUUGGUCUCACAAUUGCUGUGGAGCUCCAGUGCAUGAGAGAGGGAGAAAGCCCGCAGGUAGUGCCUAGCAUCUUCUUGCAUGCAUAUAGAGCAUUACUGGCUUCCCUUACUCUUUCUUCCACAUUGUGCUUUCACGGAAGUUUGCUGUCCAACACUACCCCCAGGUAUUUGGUAGGGUCUUUGAGGACGAGUGCAGUCCCAUUUACCGAAGGGGCCUCCUAGCAAGCCUGUCUUUUCCGGAUUAAGUCCCAGUACCAGUACCGGCGGUAAUGCUGUAGCUUGGCUGGAAAGAUACCCUACGUACCGGGCGAUUUGAAUGGGUUGAAGUAGCGGAUUACCCAUUUUUUUAAUCCUCCGUAAUUCUGUGCUCGGACAGGAUAUCAGUAGCAUUUCCUUCGAGUAUAGAAUUACCCAUGUCCUUGCAUCCCGGAAAGUGCACGCCGAACCUCUAACGAAUCCCUGCAAUUGUCCGUCCACUCUCCGUUAUCCUUGCGAAUUAUACCCGUUCGAGGCGGGGCAUUUAUAUAACAGCUUUCUAAGGGGAUGGAUGGGAUCAUGUGUAGAAGUUCACGCAAGUGAGGAAAGUUUUUGAUUGUCAUUCACUUGGGAGUGGCCAGAAACGAUUCUUCUCCACAUGGUACAAGCAGCUCACGACUUCCGGUUUUAGACCAAGUAUCCUCUGGGUAGCCAACAGACAUCCGUUUGAAGGCGAGCUAAAGUGAGACGGUGAAGCCCACUUAUGCGGUUGUGCGUAGGGUUUGGGACCCGCCACAUAAAAACGAAGUACCAAUGAAAAAUCUACGAAAGCCUCGGAUGAGACACCCCCCUUUUGAUGACGACCCCUGCACACGUUUUAAGGAUAAUGCUUUAAGGGUAUGCACCUGGAAUGUCCGGACUCUUAAUUGGGAAGGUGCCUCUGUCCAGCUGGCUGAUGUCCUCAUACGACUAAAGGCUGACAUCACCGCCAUCCAAGCAGUGCGAUGGACGGGACAUGGACGGAAGAAGGUGGGUCCUUGUGACAUCUACUACAGCGGCCAUAUAAAGGAGCGCAAAUUUGGUGUUGGAUUUGUGGUGGGAGAGAGACUCCGUCGCAGAGUCCUGGCAUUCACCCCGGUGGAUGAACGUCUUGCCACAAUCCGCAUAAAAGCGAGGUUCUUCAACAUAACGCUGAUUUGCGCCCACGCCCCAACGGAAGAGAAGGACGAUGUGACUAAAGAUGCUUUCUAUGAGCGCCUAGAACGCACCUAUGAGCGCUGCCCCCGCCACGAUGUAAAAGUCGUGCUUGGCGAUUUUAACGCCAGGGUGGGUAAAGAAGGUGUCUUUGGCACAACAGCCGGAAAAUUCAGCCUCCAUGACGAAACAUCGCCAAACGGCCUGAGGCUGAUCGACUUCGCUGGGGCCCGAAAUAUGGUCGUCUGUAGUACCAGAUUCCAGCAUAAGAAAAUACAUCAAGCUACUUGGCUGUCUCCUGAUCGAAACACGCGGAACCAAAUCGAUCACGUUGUGAUAGACGGAAGACAUGUCUCCUGUGUUUUAGACGUGCGUACGCUCCGAGGACCAAAUAUAGACUCGGACCAUUAUCUGGUCGCAGCGAAGAUACGCACCCGCCUCUGUGCAGCAAAGAAUGCCCGUCAACAAACACAAGGAAGGUUCGACGUCGAAAAGCUGCAAUCGCAACAGACAGCCACGAAAUACUCUACUCGACUUGCACUCCUGCUCUCUGAGAGCACUCAUCAGCAUCUCGGUAUAAGGGAACUGUGGAACGGCAUCUCAAACUCACUGCGUACCGCUGCAGUCGAAACAAUUGGUUUUCGGCAACGACAAAAAACAAGCUGGUACGAUGAGGAGUGCCGUCUCGCAUCGGAGAGAAAACAGACUUCCUACCUCGCUACGUUGCAAACGACCACUACACGUGCCGGAUGGGAUAGAUACCGAGAGCUGAAGAGGGAAGCGAGACGCAUCUGCAGACAAAAAAAGAAAGAGGCCGAAAUGCGUGAGUACGAAGAGCUUGAGAAGCUGGCAGACAGAAGGAAUGCUCGAAAAUUUUAUGAAAAAAGAAGCGACUUAACGAAGGUUUCAAGACCAGAGCAUCCUCAUGUAGAGACCAAGGUGGUAAUCUGGUAACCGAUGUCCAGGGCAUACUGGGAACACUUCUCCGACCUGCUGAAUGGCAGUGAGAGUACAACACCAGGAGAUGGCGAACCCGAUCCCCCAAUCGAUGACGAUGGAACAGAUGUUCCAUUACCCGACCAUGAAGAAAUUCGAAUAGCAAUUACCCGCUUGAAGAACAACAAAGCAGCGGGGGCCGAUAGAUUACCGGCAGAACUAUUCAAAUACGGCGGCGAAGAACUGAUAAGGUGCAUGCAUCAGCUUCUUUGCAGAAUAUGCUCGGAAGAAAGCAUGCCUGACGAUUGGAAUCUCAGUGUGCUCUGCCCAAUCCAUAAAAAGGGAGAUCCCACAAUCUGCGCCAAUUACCGUGGGAUCAGCCUCCUAAAUAUCGCAUACAAGGUUCUAUCGAGCGUACUGUGUGAAAGACUAAAGCCCACCGUCAACAAACUGAUUGGACCUUAUCAGUGUGGCUUUAGACCUGGAAAAUCGACAACUGACCAGAUAUUCACCAUGCGCCAAAUUUUGGAGAAGACCCGUGAAAAGAGGAUCGACACACACCACCUUUUUGUUUUGUUUUUAAAGCUGCUUUCGACAGCACGAAAAGGAGUUGCCUUUACGCCGCGAUGUCUGAAUUUGGUAUCCCCGCAAAACUAAUACGGCUGUGUAAAUUGACGUUGAGCAACACCAAAAGCUCCGUCAUGAUUGGGAAGGACCUCUCCGAGCCGUUCGAUACCAAACGAGGUUUCAGACAAGAUGACUCACUAUCGUGCGACUUCUUUAACCUGAUGCUGGAAAAAAUUAUAAGAGCUGCAGAGCUAAACCGAGAAGGUACAAUCUUCUACAAGAGUGUACAGCUCCUCGCCGAUGAUAUUGAUAUCAUCGGAAGCAACAACCUCGCCGUUUGUUCUGCUUUUUCCCGCAUGGAUAAGGAGGCGAAGCGAAUGGGUCUGGAGGUGAAUGAGGACAAGACGAAAUAUCUCCUGUCAUCAAACAAACAGUCGGCGCAUUCGCGUCUUGGCUCCCACGUCACUGUUGACAGUCAUAACUUCGAGGUCGUAGAUAAUUUCGUAUACCUGGGAACCAGCAUCAACAACACGAACAAUGUCAGCCUCGAAAUCCAGCGCAGAAUAACUCUUGCCAACAGGUGCUACUUUGGACUGAGUAGGCAAUUGAACAGUAAAGUCCUCCCUCGACGAACCAAAAUCAAGCUCUACAAGUCGCUUAUCAUUCCCGUCCUGCUUUACGGUGCAGAAGCUUGGACGAUGUCAACAUCAGAUGAGACGACACUAGGAGUUUUCGAGAGGAAAAUUUUGCGUAAGAUUUAUGGUCCUCAGAACAUUGGCAACGGCGAAUACCGCAGACGAUGGAACGAUGAGCUGUACGAGUUAUACGACGACAUUGACAUAGUUCAGCGAAUAAAAAGACAGCGGCUACGCUGGCUAGGUCAUGUUGUCCGAAUGGACGAAAACACUCCAGCCCUGAAAGUGUUCGAUGCAGUACCCGCCGGAGGAAGCCGAGGAAGGGGAAGGCCUCCACUCCGUUGGAGGGACCAGGUGGAGAGCGACCUGGUUACACUUGGGAUCUCCAACUGGCGCCGAACUGCGAAGGAGAGAGAGAGGUGGCGCACUAUCGUCGAUUCGGCUAUAACCGGCUAAACGGUUGCAACGCCAAUCACAUACAUACAUACAUUUCUAAGACUUGCCACCUCGUUUGUCUUUUCGCAGCUGUUACAAAAGUUUUUACAGGACUGUCGUUUGCUCCCAACUUUUGUGAAAAUCCUUAUAUUCAUUCCAACAGUCCUCAGCUAGCUUGGCCAAGUUGAAGAUUUUCGUUUUGCGUUUUGGGCCGCUGCAUAGGACAAGCCGAAUGGUAAGGCUUAAUAGGAGCACUAUAGAAGAGAUUCACACCCGCCGUACCCAGUCUGUAAUUCUGGUUUUUCUUCUAGCCUUAAGGGUAGCUUUAGCCUCAGUUCUAAUAGUGAAACGCAUAUAUCUAAGGUCAGAGAAUGACGGUGUACUUAGGUCCCUCCAGUUUUCUAACGUUGUACCACUGCUGGUGUAGAGGGUAACGUCUACGACGUUUUUCGAGGUGGGUCCUAUAUAGGUAGGUCUCUCCCCUCGAUUGCUAUUACUAAAUUACUUAUUAAAGUUUAAUAGGGACUCACCUCUUGAAUUGAUGUCGUGGCUACCCCAAACCGUGUGGUGUGCGUUAACAUCUGCGCCAACUAAAAUCAACAUAACAACAAUUAUAAAAAUAUAUAAAAUUAAAUUGAAUUUGAAUGAUAAGGUAAUUCCAUUAAUUGAAUUUUAAUGUGUAAAUUUUACCUGUAACUAUUUCUUUGCUGCAGAAUUUGCGCUUAUUACGCAUCAUGCCAUGUUUUAUUAUUCGAAAUAUAGUAUAACCGUUUUGUUCACUUAACAGUUAUUUGUAAGUCAUAAAACUAAACGAAGAGUAGUGUUAUGUUUAUCAAAAUGACCAGGAUGACGAAACGAGUUGAAAUCAGGAUGUCAUGGCCGUGCAAACGAUAACUUGAGUAAAUAUUGAAACAUCAUAAUAAACGUGGUACACAUAUUCAUUGGCAUCAUAGUAUUGCAGAUGCGCGUAAUAGGACCAUUGCCAUGUCCUUAAAACAGCGUUAAAGGAAAAUCUAUAAAUUGCUAUAACUAAGCUACAAAUAAAGCAAUGUAAAUCAAAUCCUAUACAGAGAAUCAUAAUGGGGAGGGACUGGUGGCAUGUAUGUUCCUUUAAAAAGUGAGAGUUAAGUUUUUUGUAUAUACUUGUAUCAAAAAAAAAAAACAUGCUAUAUAAACCAAACUUGCUGGACACAUUCCCCUUCAGCAUCCGAUUAUGUAUGUAUGUAUGUAAUUGGCGUAGGAAACGAUAUUCGAUCAUAGUCUUAUCAAUAAUAGCGCGUCAUCUCGACGACACAAUUGAAAGUCCCAAGUGAAACCAGGUUUUUUCCACACGUUCUUUCCAAUUGAGUGGAUUUCUUGCUCUGCUUCCCGCGGCAGGUACUGUAUGGAACACUUUCAAAGCUGGAGGUUUUCAUCCUUUCGGACAUAAUGACUUAGCCAGGGUAGCCGUUCUCUUUUUAUUAGUUGAACUAUGUCAAUGUCAGCUCAUCGUUCCAUCAAAAUUUCUCUCUCGAAAACGCCUAGGGUCGUCUCAUCGGAUGUUGACAUCGUCCGCGCUUCUGCACUAUAAAGCAGGACGGGAAGAAUAAACGACUUGUAGAUUUUCGUUUUUAAUCAUCGAGCCUACUUAGUCCAAAGUAGCACCUGUUAGCAAGAGUGAUUCUGCGUUUGAAAAAAGUAAUUUGCUAUGUGCAUAUGAAUUAUGCUCGACAAUAAACUGUUUUUGCUUGUGGGAAUAGACUUUCUAAGGAAGCCUUUGAUGAUGUAAGAUUUACUAUAGUAAACCCAGCUAUAAAAUUUACUGUUACUUUAAAAGUCAUUGGCCAAGGAGGUUAUCAGCAUCAAAUAGGGCAAAAGCGCCUUACAGGGUUACCACAAUCCACUAAAUUUAUUUUAUCGAAGCAUCGCGGAAGUUAUCAAACUUUUCCAAAUGUUUGGAAUGUCCUUGGCCACUUAAAUGAAGAUGAUCCGAGUAUCAAGAGAUCAAUUUACGGUGCACUAUCUAAGAUGGAGGAUGGGAUGGGAUUUCGAUUGUCAUUCACUUGGGAGUGGCCAGAAACGAUUCUUCUAAAUAUGGUUCAUGCAGCUCUCCACUUCCGGUUUUAGAUCAAGUAUCCUCUGUAGCCAACAAACAGCCAUUUGGAGGCGAGCUAAAUUGAGAAGGCGAACCCACUUUGCGGUUGUGCGUAGGGUUUGGGACCCACUACAUAAAAACGAAGCACGAAUGAAAAUCGACGAAAGCCUCGGAAGAGAAACCCCACUUUUGAUGACGACCUCAGCAAACGUUUUAAGGAUUAUGAUUUGAUGGCAUGCACCUGGAAUGUCCGGGCCCUUAAUUGGGAAGGUACCUAGCUUGAUGUCCUCAUACAACUAAAUACGAUACGGAUAAGCACCCGACCUGUGCAGCAAAGAACGUUCGUCAACAAACACAAGGAAGGUUGCAAUCGCAACAGACAGCCAAGAAAUACUCUACUCGACUUGCACUCCUGCUCUCUGAGAGCACUCAUCAGCUUCUCGGUAUAAAGGAACUGUGGAACGGCAUCUCACACUCACUGCGUACCGCGGCAGCCGAAAUAAUUGGAUUUCAGCAACGACAAAAAACGAGCUGGCACGAUGAGGAUAGUUGUCUCGCAGCGGAUAGAAAACAGACUGCCUACCUCGCAACGUUGUAAACAACCACAACACGUGUGGGAUGGGAUAGAUACCGAGAGCUGAAGAGGGUAGCGAGAAAGAGGCCAAAAUGCGUGAAUAAGAAGAGCUUGACAAGCUGGCCGACAGAGGUAAUCCUCGAAAAUUAAGCGAAUUAACGAAGUUUUUAAGACCGGAGCAUCCUCAUGUAGAGACCAAGGUUGUAAUCUGAAAACCGAUGUCCAGGGCAUACUGGGAUUAUGGAGGGAACACUUCUCCGACCUGCUGAAUUGCAGUGAAAGUACAACCAGGAGAUGGCGAACCCAAUUACCGCCUGAAGAACAACAAAGCGGCGGGAGCCGAUAGAUUAGCGGCCGAGCUAUUCAAAUACGUCGGCGAAGAGCUGAUAUGGUGCAUGCAUCAGCUUCUUUGCGGAAUAUGGUCGGAAGAAAGCAUGCGUGACGAUUGGAUUCUCAGUGUGCUCUGCCCAAUCCAUAAAAAGGGAGAUCCCACAAUCUGCACCAAUUACCGUGGGAUAAGCCUCCUAAAUAUCGCCUAUAAGGUUUUGUCGAUUUUAAAGCUGCUUUCGACAGCACGAAAAGCAGCUAUCUUUAUGCCGCGAAGUCUGAAUCAGGCAUAAAGUUGACAGCAAAACUAAAACGACUGUGUAAUCUGACGUUGAGCAGCACCAAAAGAUCCGUUAUGAUUGGGAAGGACCUCACCGAGCCGUUCGAUACCAAACGAGGCUUCAGACAAGGUGACUCUCUAUCGUGUGACUACUUUAUCUUGAUGCUGGAAAAAAUACGAGCUGCAGAGCUAAAUAGAGAAGGUACAACUUUUUAUAAGAGUGUAGGUACAGCUUUUGGCGUACGCCGAUGAUAUUGAUAUCAUCGGAAUCAACAACCGCGCCGUUUGUUCUGCUUUUUCCCGUCUGGAUAAGGAAGCGAAGCGAAUGGGUAGGUGAAUGAGGACAAGACGAAAUGUCUCCUGUCAUCAAACAAACAGUCAACACAUUCGCGUCUUGGCUCCGUCGUCACUGUUGACAGUCAUAACUUCGAAGUCGUAGAUAAUUUCGUUUACCUGGGAACCAGCAUCAAUAACACCAACAAUGUCAGCAUCGAAAUUUAACGCAGAAUCACUCUUGCCAACAGGUGCUACUUUGGACUGAGUAGGCAACUGAAAAGUAAAGUCCUCUCUCGACGAGCCAAAAUCAAACUCUAUAAGGCGUUUAUCAUUCCCAUCCUGCUUUAUGGAGCAGAAGCGUGGACGAUGUCAACCUCAAAUGAGACGACACUAGGAGUUUUCGAGAGGAAAAUUUUGUCCAAGAUUUACGAACAUUGACAACGGCGAAUACCGCGAAUAAACAGAAAGCGGCUACGCUGGCUAGGUCAUGUUGUUCGAAUGGACGAAAGUGCUCCAGUUCUGAAAAUUAUCGAUGUAGUACCCGCUGGUGGAAGCCGAGGAAGAGGGAUACCUCCACUCCGAUGGAAGGACCAGGCUAUAACCGCGUAAGCGGUGUCUACGCCAGUCAAGAAGAAGAAGAAUUUCCAAUCUUUAAAGAAUUUCAACUUAUAGAUUAAUUCUGCGAAUAUUUAGAGUGUAAAUUUAAUAAUAAGUGUGAUGGCAUUAUGGGAAAUAUUUUAAGGGGCUUAAACUGCAUUACUGACUUCACUAACAGACAGUUAAAAAAAAUACUGUUAUAGCCCUUUUUCUCACUGAAGAAGUUUAUUACGAAAAAGCAUAUAAAUUUCGUCCAUUCAGAAUCUAUGUACGUCUAAGAUGUAUUAAAUUAUUCUUCUUGUUACUUCUGUAAUAUUGUUUGUUUGUGAUGUUUUUCGUUAGAGAGUUAACACACUUUUAGUAAUUUUCAACAUAGCCUUUGUAUGCGAGGUGGGCGUGGUUAUUUUCCGAUUUCAACUUUUUCAUGGUGUGUGAGGGUACUAAAAGGAAAUGUGACUUGUAAGAUUGGUUUAUAUAGCUUAAGUAACUUACGAGAUAUAUACAAAAAACCAAUAUGUGGGCUCCACGUCCACUUAAAAAAUACUUCUAAAUAUGCCCCUCCCUAUUGUGAUCGUAUGUACCAAAUUUUAAUUUCAUAACAUUA
Molecule: messenger RNA, 9879 nt
Organism: Zeugodacus cucurbitae (melon fly)
Lineage: Eukaryota; Metazoa; Arthropoda; Insecta; Diptera; Tephritidae
Gene: Pka-C1
Product: cAMP-dependent protein kinase catalytic subunit 1
Exons: 4
Coding region: 2194-3528 (444 amino acids)
Biological process (GO): peptidyl-serine phosphorylation; chromatin remodeling
Cellular component (GO): nucleus; cAMP-dependent protein kinase complex
Molecular function (GO): ATP binding; cAMP-dependent protein kinase activity
Source: RefSeq, a predicted model, not a curated record